Scomber scombrus (Atlantic mackerel) is the source of this 2274-nucleotide messenger RNA. RefSeq names its product sodium channel protein type 5 subunit alpha-like. The transcript is spliced from 7 exons. Bases 121 to 2274 code for a protein of 717 amino acids. Gene Ontology annotation, cellular component: axon; plasma membrane; voltage-gated sodium channel complex. The record is from RefSeq and is a predicted model, not a curated record. NCBI's taxonomy places the organism in Eukaryota, Metazoa, Chordata, Actinopteri, Scombriformes, Scombridae. Gene Ontology annotation, molecular function: protein binding; voltage-gated sodium channel activity. Gene Ontology annotation, biological process: membrane depolarization during action potential; sodium ion transmembrane transport; neuronal action potential.
CAGGUCUCAUUGGUCAGUUUGGUUGCCAACACGUUGGGUUAUUCAGACUUUGCAGCCAUCAAGUCCCUGCGGACGCUGCGAGCCCUGCGUCCCCUCAGAGCCCUCUCCAGAUUUGAAGGCAUGAGGGUGGUCGUUAACGCUCUGAUCGGGGCGAUUCCCUCCAUCAUGAACGUGCUGCUGGUCUGUCUCAUCUUCUGGCUCAUCUUCAGCAUCAUGGGCGUCAACCUGUUCGCCGGGAAGUUCGGCCGCUGCGUGAACCGCACGGGGCACAUCUACGAGGCCGCCUUCAUCAACAACAAGUCCGAGUGCGACGCGCUCAACGACACAUCGCUCUUCUACUGGACCAAAGUCAAAGUCAACUUCGACAACGUUGGCGCUGGAUACCUGGCUCUGCUGCAAGUGGCAACAUUCAAAGGCUGGAUGGACAUCAUGUACGCAGCGGUGGACUCACGAGCUGUGGAGGAGCAGCCGAUCAAAGAGAUUAACCUUUACAUGUACCUGUACUUCGUCAUCUUCAUCAUCUUCGGCUCCUUCUUCACCCUCAACCUCUUCAUUGGUGUCAUCAUCGAUAACUUCAACCAGCAGAAGCGAAAGUUAGGAGGGCAGGACAUCUUCAUGACGGAGGAGCAGAAGAAAUACUACAACGCCAUGAAGAAACUGGGCUCCAAGAAACCUCAGAAACCCAUCCCCCGACCUACGAACUCGGUGCAGGGCUUCUUCUUCGACCUGGUGGGGAAGCAAGUGUUCGACAUCAUGAUCAUGAUGCUGAUCCUCUUCAACAUGAUCACCAUGAUGGUGGAGACGGACGAGCAGUCUCCUCAGAUGGAGUACAUCCUGAACAACAUUAACCUGGUCUUCAUCAUCGUCUUCACCAUGGAGUGCCUCAUCAAGAUCGUGGGGUUGCGCUGCUACUUCUUCACCGUUGGCUGGAACAUCUUCGACUUCGUUGUCGUCAUUCUCUCCAUCGUCGGUAUCGUGCUUGCUGACAUCAUCGAGAAGUACUUUGUGUCACCAACGCUGUUCAGAGUGAUCCGAUUGGCCCGUAUUGGACGCGUUCUACGUCUCAUCAGAGGCGCCAAGGGCAUCCGGACGUUACUGUUCGCCCUCAUGAUGUCACUUCCUGCCCUCUUCAACAUCGGGCUCCUUCUCUUCUUGGUCAUGUUCAUCUACGCCAUCUUCGGCAUGGCAAACUUCGCCUACGUGAAGCGGCAGGCGGGCAUCGACGACAUGUUCAACUUUGAGACGUUUGGGAACAGUAUGAUCUGUUUGUUCCAGAUCACCACGUCAGCAGGAUGGGACAGUCUGCUCAGCCCCAUCCUCAACAACUCCCCCGAGGAGUGCAACCCCAACAUCCGCCACACCGGCACCAAUGUUCGGGGGAACUGCGGGAACCCGUCAGUGGGUAUCACCUUCUUCGUCACCUACAUCAUCAUCUCCUUCCUCAUCGUGGUGAACAUGUACAUCGCCAUCAUCCUGGAGAACUUCAGUGUGGCUACGGAGGAGAGCACCGAGCCGCUGAGCGAGGACGACUUUGAGAUGUUCUACGAGGUUUGGGAGAAGUUUGAUCCGGAGGCCACGCAGUUCAUAGAGUAUGCCAAACUAUCCGACUUUGCAGACUCGCUUUCGGAGCCGCUGCGCAUCGCCAAGCCCAACAAGAUCAAACUGAUCUCAAUGGACCUGCCCAUGGUCAGUGGGGACAAGAUCCACUGCCUUGACAUCCUCUUUGCCUUCACCAAGCGCGUCCUGGGUGAGUCGGGCGAAAUGGACGCCCUCAAGCAGCAGAUGGAGGAGAAGUUCAUGAUGGCCAACCCGUCCAAGAUCUCCUACGAGCCGAUCACGACGACUCUGAGGCGCAAACAGGAAGACGUCUCCGCCGCAGUGAUCCAGAGGUGCUACCGCAGACACCUGGUGAGGCGGCAGAUGAAGGCUGCUUCUUACAUGUACCGCCAGAUCACCACACCUCGGCACGCAGGAGAUGACGGUGAGGAUGAUAGCGAGAGAGUGUUCGAGGAAGCACCUGAGAAAGAAGGGUUGAUCGCCGCCAUGAUGAGGGAAAACUACGGCUCAAGUUUGUUAGGGAUGGAGCGAUCCGAGACGAUUUCCUCCACCUCGUCUCCACCGUCCUACGACAGCGUGACGCGAGCCACGUCGGAGAUCUUUCACCCGCUCGCCGUCAAGACAGAAACGGUCGCUGUUGACACCGCAGGCAGUGAACCAAGCGAACAAUCGGAAUCAGUGGUCACCCCUGACAGACAACAGGAAACGGUACCGUAG